AUGGCUUCAUCGGUCUCUCGCUCUUUCCUGCGCUCAUUAAGACCGGCCGCACGGUCACGACCUAAUGCCUCGUUGAGGUUCAGCGCUUCUCCAUUCGCGAACGUAUGUCGCGGGUAUGCAGCACCUGCUGGAGAGCAACCUCGUCUGCGUCUCGGAACCACGGCCCCAAACUUCCAGGCUAAAACUACACAUGGCGACAUCGACUUUCACAAAUUCAUUGACAAGUCGUGGGCAAUCCUCUUCAGUCAUCCCGCCGAUUUCACCCCAGUCUGCACCACGGAACUCGGCGCUUUUGCGAAGUUGAGGGGUGAAUUCGACAAGAGGGGGGUCAAGAUGAUAGGGCUGAGCGCCAAUGAUCUCAAGAGUCACGGCGAGUGGAUUAAAGACAUCAACGACAUCUCGCAGACAAACUUGCAGUUCCCAAUCAUCGCGGAUGCUGAUCGGAAGGUGGCCUACCUGUACGAUAUGGUUGACGCGCAGGACUUGACCAACGUCGAUGAGAAAGGCACUGCUUUCACCAUCCGGAGUGUUUUCAUCAUUGACCCGGCCAAGAAGAUUCGAUUGGUCAUGCUUUAUCCGGCGUCUGUCGGCCGAAACACCAGUGAGGUUCUUCGAGUCAUAGACAGUUUGCAGACGGGCGACAAGAAAGGGGUCACGACGCCUGUUGAUUGGCAAGUUGGAGACGAUGUAAUUGUUCCUCCCACCCUUUCGACGGCGGAUGCACAGAAGAAGUUCACCGAUGUCCGAGAGGUGCGCCCAUACCUCCGUUUCACGAGCGGGAAUACGAAAUAG
Molecule: messenger RNA, 792 nt
Organism: Capronia coronata CBS 617.96
Lineage: Eukaryota; Fungi; Ascomycota; Eurotiomycetes; Chaetothyriales; Herpotrichiellaceae
Product: peroxiredoxin (alkyl hydroperoxide reductase subunit C)
Exons: 1
Coding region: 1-792 (263 amino acids)
Biological process (GO): cell redox homeostasis; cellular response to oxidative stress; cellular oxidant detoxification
Cellular component (GO): cytosol; mitochondrion
Molecular function (GO): thioredoxin peroxidase activity
Source: RefSeq, a predicted model, not a curated record